UGAUGCGACGCCCCAAACCAUUUUAUUCUCUCUAUUCAGAAAAUAUGUAGUUACCAACAAGUGGCAAGGACGAUCAUCGGUAUUUACAAAGACAUAUGGUAGUAACAUGUUGCGUAACAGUCAUGUUAGUUUCUUCAGUCAGUCUUGAUUUAUCUCGAGUCUUGUUUUACAUAGAAGGAAGCGCAUGUAAAGGUACACAGUGGUACAGUGCAAUGUGCAAAAUACCAUCGAGGCAAUGAUCCUCAACGGACAAUGGAUUGUAUUUCUUAUUAUCUUUCUAAUAAACACAUUAUUUUGUCAAAGCGAAGAGGCAUCUUGCCAUGGAGCUUUUGAUAUUUAUUUCGUUUUAGAUAGGUCUGGUAGUGUGUAUGAUAACUGGGGAGAGAUCUAUGAGUUUGUGGAGCAGCUCACCAACCGCUUUGUGAGUCCAAAGAUGAGAGUUUCCUACAUAGUUUUCUCAUCUAGAGCCGAGAUGAUUCUACCACUAACUGGAGACAGGUAUGAAAUAGAGGAAGGCUUGAAAAAGUUACGUAAAAUCAGACCGGCUGGUGAAACAUACAUGCACGAAGGAAUGAAAGUGGCUUCAGAGCAGAUGAAGGCCCAGGUCACACGGUCAUCCAGCAUCAUCAUCGCUCUGACUGAUGGGAAACUGGAGGUCUAUCCCUAUGAACUGACAGUAGAGGAGGCUAACGCUGCCAGGGAGUUUGGUGCUAGGGUAUACUGUGUCGGUGUGAAGGACUUUGAUGAGAGACAGCUUGUUGACAUUGCAGACAGCAAAGACCAAGUAUUCCCAGUUCUGGCUGGAUUUCAUGCACUCAAAACCAUUGUGAAUUCGAUUUUGAAGAAAUCCUGCACAGAAAUAUUCAGUAUAGAGCCCACUAAUGUUUGUGUGAAUGAAUCCUUUAACAUUGUACUGAGAGGAUAUGACUUCACCCGUGGGAGGAGCCAGGAGGGAGUGAUCUGUGUUCUCACAGUCAACCAGAAGACCUACAAUGAGAGGCCUAAUGUGGUGCAGGAUGGCUAUCUGUUGUGUCCAGCACCAGUGCUGCAUGAAGCCGGACAAUCGAUAGAUGUUCUGAUCAGCUUGAACAAGGGUCAGUCCUACAUCUCAAGUCCAUUCACUAUCUACGCUACAAGAUGUUCUGAUGGGACAGUGGUACUGGUGCUGGUCUUGGUUCUCCUCCUGCUACUGGCUCUGGUUCUGCUGUGGUGGUUCUGGCCGCUCUGCUGCACUAUUGUGAUCAAGGAUCCCCCUCCCCGUCGACCCCCUCCUCCCCCUCCUCCAGCACCUGAGCCUGAGGAGGACCCUCUGCCCAAGAGGAAAUGGCCCAUGGUGGAUGCAUCCUAUUAUGGGGGAAGAGGUAUCGGAGGAAUGAAACGCAUGGAGGUUCGUUGGGGAGAGAAGGGUUCCACGGAGGAAGGUGCGCGGCUAGAGAAAGCUAAGAACGCAGUGGUCACAAUGGUGGAAGAGGAGGUGGAAGAACACAUUAUAAGAAAACCAAUGCCUCAGAGCCCACCCCCUAUCUAUCACAUCCCAGAACAGUCCAGAUGGUACACACCAAUCAAGGGGCGUUUUGAUGCGCUAGUGGCAUUACUCAGGCGACAGUAUGAUCGAGUUGCUGUCAUGAGACCAACAGCACAGGACAGGGGGCGCUGUAUGAAUUUCACCAGAGUUCCCAAUCAUUAGGCCAAACACACCAUCAUCUUUGGACUAUGAGGCUAUGGAGAGAACAGGAGCCCAUAGCCGCAGGAAGUAGGGGUGCUGAGGAUGCUGCAACACCCCAUGAAAAAUCUGAAUACAAUAAAUAUAUAUAUAUAUAUAUAUAUAUAUAUAUAUAUAUACACACACACACACACACACACAUUACAAAUGUAUUAAUACAUGUUAUUAUUGAUAUAUACAGUACCAGUCAAAAGCUUGGACACACCUACUGAUUCCAGGGUUUUUCUUCACUAUUAUUCUA
Molecule: messenger RNA, 1964 nt
Organism: Coregonus clupeaformis (lake whitefish)
Lineage: Eukaryota; Metazoa; Chordata; Actinopteri; Salmoniformes; Salmonidae
Product: anthrax toxin receptor 2-like
Exons: 17
Coding region: 236-1687 (483 amino acids)
Cellular component (GO): membrane
Molecular function (GO): signaling receptor activity
Source: RefSeq, a predicted model, not a curated record